AUGGACUUUGGAAGUGGCCCUGAAAACAGCAGCGUUAGUACCUUUCGAGAGCAGGUUCAGCGCCUCACCAAUGAAAACGUUCAGCUGCUAGACCGAAAUGAAAGGAUCUAUGGCAAACUUGGAGAGCUCCAGGAGAAAAUGGGGCAGAUGGCCGGCUCAAAGUCUGAUUUGUCAUCCAGGCUGAUCCACAGCGAAGAGGAGAAACUCAAGAUUUCCAAGGACUUCGUUGAUUUCCAGAUUGAAACCAACAAAAUGAGAGAGCAGCACGAAGCGGAAAACUUCGAACUGAAGAGUCUGAACCUUGCCCUGGAAAACCGUAUUUUGGAGCUUGAGCUUCGUGACGAAAAGACCGCAGGAGAGAGAGAUGCCUUACGGGAGCGCCUCCAUACCUUCGAGGCCAACCGCAAGGAGUUGGCGGAUGAAUACCUCGUAUUGAAGAGCAAUUAUCUUGCGUUGGGCAAGGAACACGAACAGGAAGUUGCUAAGAACGAAGAGCUGAGUUUAGAGUUGCUCAACCUGGCCAAUGCCAUGAGUUCUCUGACCUACACAAAAAGCGACAGCCCCAAGGUCCGAGCUCGAGCUGAGGAGCCUUCGGCUGAGCUGGAGAGGGUGCGUGCUUUGGUCCGCCGUCUUUCUGCCCGCAAACUCAAGCCAGAAGAUGUGGUCGCUUCGGAACAUGAACGGCGGAAACUGGAGAGAACCCUAUUUGGAAACCAAGAUCACAUCGCCAUGGAGAUGGAAAAGAUGAAAGAAAUGUACAACUCCCAGCAACAGAAAUUAGAGGAGAGAAUGGUGACCAUGGGCAAGGAACUGCAGGAGGCCAAAAAAGCCAUUCGGAACACGCAGCACAAGCUAGCGGAGCAGUCGGCGGUCCUGCUCUCAUCUCAGAGCCAGCUCCAAGAGGUAGAGGCAGAGAAUUCGCGGCUGCAGCUGCAGCUGAAGGAGCUAAAUGAGGAGUACCGGUCAAGGCUCAUUCAGUACAUCACGGACUUGGCGGAAUACAUCGACAGCAAGACAGCUGCUGCUCCAGCGGGGACCAGCAAAGCGCCGUCGGAGCCUGCUCGUAUGAAGCGCUUUGUGGACAGCAUGUUGAAGGACAUCCGGGCUUCCUACAAGUCUCGGGAGGAGCAGCUGGCCGGAGCCGCUCGGGGCUACAAGAAACGCAUGCAGAACUUGGUCAAGAGGCACGAGGGCCUGUUGAUUGCAUACAGGAUGCAGCGUGAACAGAUCCGGUCGCUGGGCAGUAACGACAUGGAUCCGGGUCCAGCAGAACACCAUUUCACCAUCACGGACGCAGAGCUGUUGACAAGCACCACUCAAGAGCUGAAUCGGCUACGGGAGGACAAAGUCAGCCUGGAGGGACAGCUGCACGAACUACAGAUGAAGGUAAAGCUAAGUGAAAAUGUCGCCGCAGGGACGUCGCCUCCCCAUAUGCCGGAUGAGGCUGGCUGGGCCGAACUCAGGAAGCAGCUACGGGAAUUCACUCACACCACCCAGGUGGAGCUGGAAAGGGAGAGAAGCCAGCUCCUAGCACGGGCGAUGGUGGCAGAAGAGCAGGUCACUGAACUGCAGGAGUACGUGGACAAGCAUCUUGUGAGGUACAAGCAGGAGAUAUUGAGGCUGCGGAAACUCCUCGGAACAGACGGCCCUCGAGCGUUUAGCGCCGGGACUUCAGAUGCCGCGGCGAUUUCGAAAACCAAGAGGAAUUUCAGCAACGAUAUGUAAUCUCUGCGUCACAAGCUAC
This is a messenger RNA of Elgaria multicarinata webbii, 1744 nucleotides long. RefSeq names its product coiled-coil domain containing 78 (gene CCDC78). Bases 1 to 1725 code for a protein of 574 amino acids. The transcript has 15 exons. NCBI's taxonomy places the organism in Eukaryota, Metazoa, Chordata, Lepidosauria, Squamata, Anguidae. Gene Ontology annotation, cellular component: cytoplasm. The record is from RefSeq and is a predicted model, not a curated record.